AUAGAUUGUGAAGUGCCUCACCUGAUUUAAUUUGAUAUGUGUAAAGAAGGCAAUCCCGGCUUUCCAAUGGUAACAAUAGCUUCUAAUGAAAUGGAACAAUUAAGAACGGAUGUUAAAGAAACAAAUCGACCAGAAUUGGUUGGAGCUUUGGAUAUUAAUAUUUAUGCAACCAAGAAAACUAUAGCUCAAGGAAUGCUCGAUGUAGCAUUAUUAACUGCCAAUGCAUCACAAUUAAAAUACAUUUUACAAUUAGGACAUCAACACGAGUUCUACUUUCUUAUGGUUACUCUUAUAAGUAUGUCUUUGGUUCUCCAGAUCACAGUUGGUUCAUUAAUCCUCGCAAGAAGUAGAUAUGAUUUGAAUAAUGUGAAAGAUCAUAGUAGAGCCAACGUCCUCAAUAAUUCAAUUGUUUGGCUUGUUUUCGGGAUCACCGUGAUAAAUGUAUUUAUAGCGGCAUUUGGUAUCGAUCCUGGUAUGGAAACAAGAAAGGCAAUAAGGUUACAGGCAUCAGUAACACCAUCAUUUAUUGACAAUCAAACGAUAAGCCAAUUUAAUAAUGAUUCCGUCCCAAAUAAUUUCACUUCUAGUCAUGAUUAGCUGCUGUUGCUCCAUCUGAAUCUUUAUUUUCAACUUCAAAUCAGGUAUUCACUCAAAUUUACACGUAUGUUCGAUUUAACAGCACACUGGAUUAUUGUUGAAAAAAAUUACGAUAGAUGCCAAGUUGACAAUCAUAAAUUAUUAAA
This is a messenger RNA of Tetranychus urticae (two-spotted spider mite), 743 nucleotides long. RefSeq names its product ninjurin-1-like. Lineage: Eukaryota; Metazoa; Arthropoda; Arachnida; Trombidiformes; Tetranychidae. Gene Ontology annotation, biological process: tissue regeneration; cell adhesion. The record is from RefSeq and is a predicted model, not a curated record. Gene Ontology annotation, cellular component: membrane.